Messenger RNA from Plenodomus lingam JN3, 141 nucleotides. The record is from RefSeq and is a predicted model, not a curated record. NCBI's taxonomy places the organism in Eukaryota, Fungi, Ascomycota, Dothideomycetes, Pleosporales, Leptosphaeriaceae.
AUGACCGGACAUAGUACCCCAUUCAUCUUAUAUGCCCUUCCGGCGUCUCCUUCAGCACACGUCGUCUACCCCAGAUCAAAGUUCCUGCGUGGAUGCUCACUAAUGAACACGGCUAUCCGACAUGUCGUCAAGGCUGACUAG